CUACCUCAUCCCCACACGAAACAAUCCACCCUCCAAAUUAGAUAUAUAACCCCCUUUUUCUCACACCAACGCCCCACUAAAUGUUUACUUGUUUCUCAAUACAAUCAUCUCAACACUUUGUGAUCAUAUAACAAUAAAUCCCAUGCCUCGAAGCUUCGGAUACGACAGCCUCUCGGUGAGCAGCGACAUGCCAUUUCUUGGCCCGAGGCAGGCCAUGGACCUCCAAGAAUUCAGCCGCAAGCCCAAGCGCUCCACCUCCCACACCCUCGGCGAGCUUCUCCAGCGCAUAGGCGACUCUACCACAACCUCCCCCACCCACCCCCACCUCCAACACCCCUCCCCCUCCGUCCCCUUGCUCCUCUCCUUCGACAACCUCACCUACAGCGUCAGCGCCGGCAGAUCAUUCCUCCCCGCCUGCCUCACCCGGCGCACUAGCACUAACACCGAGAAAAAGGUCCUGCUCAACGACAUCUCGGGGGAGGCCAGGGACGGCGAGAUCAUGGCCGUCCUCGGUGCCAGCGGCUCGGGAAAAUCCACCCUGAUCGACGCGCUAGCCAACCGCAUCGCCAGGGAGAGCCUGAAGGGGUCCAUCACCCUCAACGGGGAAGCCUUUGAGUCGAAGCUUCUUAAAGUGAUCUCCGCUUAUGUGAUGCAGGACGACCUCCUAUUCCCCAUGCUGACCGUGGAGGAGACGCUCAUGUUCUCCGCCGAGUUCCGCCUCCCCCGAACCAUGCCGAGGUCCCGCAAGAGGUCCCGCGUCCAGGCCCUGAUCGACCAGCUCGGCCUCCGCAGCGCCGCCAACACCAUCAUCGGCGACGAGGGCCGCCGCGGCGUCUCCGGCGGCGAGAGGCGGCGCGUCUCCAUCGGCACCGACAUCAUCCACGACCCCAUCCUCCUCUUCCUCGACGAGCCCACCUCCGGCCUCGACUCCACCAGCGCCUUCAUGGUGGUUAAAGUCCUCCAGAGGAUCGCGCAGAGCGGCAGCAUCGUGAUCAUGUCCAUCCACCAGCCCAGCUACCGAAUCCUCAAGCUCCUCGACCGCCUCAUCAUCCUCUCCCGCGGCCAAACCGUCUUCAGCGGCCUCCCGGCCUCCCUCCCGCUCUUCUUCGCCGAGCACGGCCACCCCAUACCUCCCCACGAGGACAAAACCGAGUUCGCCCUCGACCACAUCCGAGACCUCGAGGCCACCCCAGGUGCCACCGAGGAUCUCGCGAGCUUAAACAGAACUUGGCAGAUGAGAAAUAACCCUAAUCGAAUCCAUCAACAGCAAAAACUCUCUCUCAAAGACGCAAUCAGCGCCAGCAUUUCAAUGGGAAAACUCGUCUCCGGGGCCUCAAACAUGGACUCGAAUUCAGUCCCCAAAUACGCCAAUCCCUUCUGGAAAGAGAUGAUCGUGAUCGCGCAGCGAUCCUUCACCAACUCCAGAAGGGCUCCUGAGCUAUUCGGAGCCCGGUUCGGAGCAGUGAUCAUCACCGGAUUAAUCCUGGCCACCAUCUUCUGGAAGCUGGACAACACCCCCAAGGGCGUCCAGGAGAGGCUAGGCUUCUUCUCCUUCGCCAUGUCCACCACCUUCUACACCUGCGCGGAGGCAAUACCGGUCUUCCUCCUCCAGAGAUACAUCUUCAUGAGAGAGACCGCCUACAACGCCUACCGCCGCUGGUCCUACGUCAUCUCCCACGCCAUCAUCUCCAUCCCCUCCUUAAUAGUCCUUUCCGUAGCCUUCGCCGCGACAACCUACUUUGCGGUGGGGCUGGCCGGUGGCGCCUCUGGUUUCCUCUUCUACCUCACAUUCGUCUUCGCAUCCUUCUGGGCGGGGAACUCAUUCGUCACGUUCCUCUCCGGGAUCAUAUUCAACCUGAUGAUGGCUUACACAGUGGUGGUGGCGAUCUUGGCCUAUUUCGUUCUCUUCAGCGGCUUCUUCAUCACGAGGGAUCGGAUCCCCUCCUACUGGUUAUGGUUCCACUACGCUUCCCUGGUGAAGUACCCUUACCAGGGGGUGAUGCAGAACGAGUUCGAGGAUCCGUUGAAAUGCUUCGUGAGGGGGACUCAGGUGUUCGACGGAUCGCCGCUGAGGGCGCUGCCGGAGGCGGUGAAGCUGAACCUGCUGAAGACGAUGAGCAAGACGCUGGGAAUGAACAUCACGAGGACGACGUGCUUGACGACGGGGUCGGACAUUCUGAAGCAGACGGGGGUCACUGAUGUAGACAAAUGGAGCUGCUUGUGGAUCACCAUUGCUUUGGGGUUUUUCUUUAGGGUUUUGUUUUAUUUUGCGCUCUUGAUUGGGAGCAAGAACAAGAGAAGGUGAGAUUAGUUUGUGGAGGAGUCAUAUAUACAUCAGUCCAAGAAAGCUUCAUGUGCUA
Messenger RNA from Salvia splendens (bonfire salvia), 2360 nucleotides. Its product is annotated as ABC transporter G family member 20. Bases 143 to 2305 code for a protein of 720 amino acids. Gene Ontology annotation, molecular function: ATP hydrolysis activity; ABC-type transporter activity; ATP binding. The transcript has a single exon. The record is from RefSeq and is a predicted model, not a curated record. Gene Ontology annotation, cellular component: membrane. NCBI's taxonomy places the organism in Eukaryota, Viridiplantae, Streptophyta, Magnoliopsida, Lamiales, Lamiaceae. Gene Ontology annotation, biological process: transmembrane transport.